AGAAGCAGUGUGCGACCAUGUCUAGACUAUUUGAAUUCGAAAUUAAUUUUGUUUUUGGCCAUCCAUUUUCUGUGCUUUACAGGCAAGCGCAGUGCCGUCCAGCGCAGUGCAGUGCAGGCCAUGGCAGACCAACCCAAAAGCAACAAUGUUAUAGUAAAGAGGAAGGGAAAGAAAGGAGAGGUGAUCAAGUCUGUGAUCCCAUGGAAAUGUUUUCCCCUGUUUUUCACUUCUCCAGAAGAAGACCAAAUACUCCAGAAUUUGCCGCUGUUCGACACAAACAAGCACAACCCUUUGAAAGCAACAACAGAUGUAAGACAACAGUCUAUUAUUCCACCACCACCACCACCACAAGUUGAAAAACUCUUGAAACGGGCUUCUGCUGCCAGACAAAAUACUGGAUACAGCAAUCUGUGGUCCAUUUAUACCAUUGUCACUGCCAUUUACAUCGCCUUGCUGGGGAUCAAGCCCACAGAACAACCAGAAUCUUCCACAGUGAAUCAUAAUAAUAAUAUUAAUAAAAAUGAUGAUGAAGAUGACGAUCAAGAAUUAUCCUGCGAGGCUUGGACGUGGAUUCAAGACCACAUUUCAUGGACCGAUUGGAAACUACUGCAUCGUCAAGUCAAGGAGCAGUUGAUUCUAGUGUCGGCACCUCACCCAUUGCUGACCUAUGCGACGCAAACCGUGCCAUUCCUGACACGCGAUCAAGUUACCCAAGCAGUGCACCUACUGAAAUUACAAUCCAAAUUUCAUAGUGGCAGCAUUUCAAGCAAGUCUUCUUCUUCUUCUGGGACCAUGGCCAUGAGAUUGUCCCAGAUAUUGAAAGAUGCACACGGCACUCGCAACUUCUUUGCAAUUCUUCUGGCACCAAUCUACAAUACACCAACAAACGGAUCCUCUUCUACUACAAUACACAAUGCCAAUAAUUGGACUGGAAUCCGUCACUCCUGUCUUCCUGAAGCUACGUUGGAACUGGAAUCCCCGACCAAAGCAAACCUCGUUGCCUUGUACGAUCAUGAUUUGGACGUGAGUGGAGAUCUUAACAACUCGAUUACAAUCUCCACCGUGCCGCUGGAUCAUGGACCCAUGGAGCGAGAGGCUCGUCGUCGUUGUUGUCGAUUGCCAGAUAUAGACGAUUCUUUGUUCUGGGAUUCUCAUACACCACGUCCCUGUCUACUGUGUCGCCAUGACACGAAACAAUCCACGUGCCCGCUUGUCAUGAGUUCCCGACAAUCCACCAACACCGGGAAGGAUCCUACAUGUAGUAUUACAUGGAAGGAAUCGGUCCGGUUGGGACAUUAUUACUUUCAAGAAGAACGAUAUUCCGACGCAAAGGCUUGCUACCAAGCAGCAUUGGCUACCAACACUUCCGACAACGAUGACAUGCAAAAUGAUAUUCGCCACGCGUUGGGGGCCUUGCAACUGGCCCAAGGCAAGUUUCUGGAUGCACAAUUGAGCUGGAAGAAUGCUGCUGCUAAAGUGGAUACAAGUAUUGAUGCUCAUGGCGGGAUUCAACUACAGCUCCAAAAACAGCAAGCAUAUCGGUACUUUUCUCCAUCGCCGCAACAACAACAACAAUCAUCAUUGGCAAAGAAGAAGACGCAAGCGUACAACUAUCACUCCCAUUUUGACGACCAGUGCUUCGUCACGCCCAUGCUGAAAGCCACUACUUGUCAGGAGCUCAUUGACAUUGCAACACGGAAUGGACAAUGGACAACCGGCCGCCACUACGCCGUACCCACCAACGAUAUCCCUGUACACAAAAUUCAAGGACUAUUGGAUUGGUUUGUGCCAUGGAUGGAAGAGCAAUGCGCGCCACUCAUGAUGAAGCAAUUCCGACUACUACCUAAGAAAGGAAAGGAACAGCGACAACGAUUCUAUGUGCACGACGCAUUCUUUGUCCGAUAUCAAGGCAAAUCGUCGUCAUCAGCAGAUGAUAGCAGUCAUCCGAUUACCAACAAUCACUUGCCCUGUCAUCUGGAUGAAUGUACACAUAGUGCUGUCAUUUGUCUGAAUGAUGACUUUGAAGGAGGAGGGACGUACUUUCAUGACUACGACACAGUCCUGUCUCCUAGCGUGGGGGAAGUGGUCACAUUCAAAGGAGAUUCGUUGCGUCACGGUGGGGAUGCCGUGGUGAAGGGCACGAGAUAUAUCCUAGCUGUGUUUCUUUACUUGGACCGCACCUACGACCCGGGCAACGAAGUUACUCCAGCAGCUGCCGCCGCAAAGUCGAAUGGGAGCGGUGAGCCUAGCGGCCCGAAGCAUCAAGUUCAGGCAGUCUUUCGUGAAGCCAAGAAGCAAAAGACUGGAUUCUCGUUUGGUUUUGACAUGGGAUAGGUGUACUAGUACUUCUAUUAGACUUGCAUUGGGAAGAUGUGCCUGUCACACCCUCCCAGGAUGCCAGGACCGUCCGACGGUUUUCACACAGGAUUUAAAAAAUCUUGAAAUUGCCACGACUGAAUGACCGUUUAAAACAAUCCCUUAAACAAUCCCUUAACUCAUCAACUAUCCCUUAAACAAUCCCUUAAAUCUUGGACUAUCCCCUAAACAAUCCCUUAACGCCAAAUGGACAUACCAUACAACUAUCCCCUAUUUCUUCAACUAUCCCCUAAACAAUCCCUUAAAUAAACAAUCCCUUAAAUCUUUGACUAUCCAUUAAACAAUCCCUUAAAAGAAACAAUCCCUUA
Seminavis robusta is the source of this 2684-nucleotide messenger RNA. The record is from the annotation of a GenBank genome assembly. Lineage: Eukaryota; Bacillariophyta; Bacillariophyceae; Naviculales; Naviculaceae.